Messenger RNA from Venturia canescens, 1013 nucleotides. RefSeq lists its product as uncharacterized. The coding region runs from base 102 to 1013 and encodes 303 amino acids. The transcript has 4 exons. Lineage: Eukaryota; Metazoa; Arthropoda; Insecta; Hymenoptera; Ichneumonidae. The record is from RefSeq and is a predicted model, not a curated record.
CUUUGCGGGCGGGAUGUCACGUUUCAUUGGCGAAACGUAUACAGUUGAAAAGAGCGGUGGUAAAUGUGAAAUCGGCGGAUAAUGCGUGUUUUGGAUGGGCUAUGACUGCUGCACUUUAUCCAGCAGAAAAAAACAGCGAUCGCACAUCCUCUUACCCGCAUUAUUCAACGAUAUUCAACUUCCAAGGCAUCAACUUCCCUAUGACGUUGGACCAGAUUGGGAAAUUUGAGAAGAUGAAUAAUCUCUCAAUCAAUGUCUAUAGCGAGAAGGAGGAAGUCAUUCUACCAGUCCGCGUGAGCAAGGAGAAGAAAGAGCGACACUUCAACUUGCUUUACAUCGAAGACGUGUCGGGAUGUGGAAUUGGACACUUCGCGUGGAUCAAGAAUUUAUCCCGGCUCGUCAACUCACAGCUCAAUUCUGAUGGGCACAAGAAAUACAUCUGUGAUCGAUGCCUUCAUUACUUCCCAACCAUUGAUAAGCUGCAGUUCCAUGAGGUGGAUUGUGGCGUUAUCAACGAUUGUGCCGUUCGACUACCAGCUGAGAACGACAAAUGGUUGGAGUUUACCAAUGCCAAUCGGAAGGAGCGUCUCCCGUUCGUGGUAUACGCCGACCUCGAAUGCAUCUUGGAGAAGACCAGCGCUGAAGAAAGGGAGAAAAAUAAGAGCCAACAUCAUCGCGUCUUCAGCGUUGGAUAUUAUGUAAAGUGCUCCUACGAUGAUUCGCUUUCGGGAUACCACGAACGCCGAGGUGAGGACUGCGUGGAAUGGUUCGUAGAAGAACUUAAACAAUUAGCUUUGCGCGUAGAAAAGAUUCUUCUUACGAACAAAACUGUGUCGAUAAAGCGUCGUGUCACUUUUAAGAACGAUAUCGAUAACGUCAAGUCGUCAUCCUCAUUGUUACAAGUGAGGGUCCCACCAACCAAAAGAACACAACUAAAAGCAGCCGCUAGAAUGAAGUGUAAGAUCGUACCGGUGCACUACUUGGACAGUCCUCAUUUCAGUUUCAUAACAUGA